CAUACAUCGGAAAACUUUCCUCAAAAAAAAGGUAUUAGUUCUUAUGUUUCAUAAGUAAGAGCCAACAGGGCCGUCACCAAGAUUCCGGGGAAAGAUUUAUUCAUCAGUUCCUUGUCUAUUUCUGCGGUGGAGAGGGAUGGAUGCGCGAGGGCAGAGAGCAUUAAAGCAUUAACGUAGGUACCGGAGGCCUGUGAAUGGGUUGGAAAUGUUUUCUGCAAUGAUGCAUUUUCGACCCGACUGAAAUAUUUACACGCAGAUGGGUUUGCGCCCGACUCUAGCGGGUUUUACAAGUCGCCUAAAUAAAUAAUAAGUAACUCUUCUGAGUCGAGAUGAAAGCUAUCUUCUGCGGCACAAAUGGUGAGAGGAAACAUGUUCAACGGCUGCUCAUUGGAAGGGAAGCAGACAAGAAACAUCCACACAUCCACACACCAACCACUCAUCUUCGCAUAAUAUUCAACAUUCUAGCUACCUUUUCCCCCACAAUCAUCCACGAACUAUCCUUUAAUCUUGCAACGCACAAGAUCACAAGGAAAGAGGAUAACCGACCACUUGGAACAUAUUCCGGUUUAACUUCUUCCAACAAGCCGAGGGUGUGCGAGCGUUCCCUUCAAAUAGGUAUGGGUCGGAUCGCCUCAAAAAAUCCGUUCGCCAAACGGCUCUUUUUGAUCCUGACUGGCCGACUGCUCGCGGAACGUGGCGUCGGGUCAUGGGAAGACAGUCGUGGCCUGCAGAAUCUAACUGGACUGGGCUGCAGCACCAGCGCGCGCACUUAAGCACGGCACGGCAGGGGUGAGGAGGAGGAGACCACCAUGCUCGAAGCGCCAGACUCUAUUUAACACGAAGGCCGCUAGAGGGCUGUGGAGGGAGGGAGUAAGGCUUCGUUCCAACGACUCUGCUUCAAUGGAAUUUGCCCCGUGGUUGUUCGCUUUUCUCCUCGACAGCUUCCAAUUUCUGAGAGCCGUGGAUUUGUAGCCCUGUUUGAAGAGCCAAUUGCUCCCCAUUGCUUUUCCUUUGCCUUCUCCUUUCCUAUGUGUAGGAAGGUUGGUUUUGGCAUCACUUGCUAUUCCUUGUCCGUCGAGUGGUGGCUCUGACUCUCGUUUCUUAAACUGAUGUUUAUAUUCUUCCUGCGGAAUUCCGCUUUCUACUUUACUUCGUCGACCGACCUCGCGCGGUGGAGGGAUAUAAAUAUAUAGGGGAUAUCCAACGAAGAGGAUACAACAUCACAAAUAUGGACAUAUCCACGGUUGUGACUUCGAUCCUGGCUGCCUUUGGGAAUGGGAGGGACCUCUUCAAUCGCGUCCAGCAAAAGAAGGAUCUCAAAAGAACGGGAACGGAUAAAUCCAAGCGAAAUCUAAGAACCCACGGCUCCCGAAAGAAAAAGCGAAGGAAUACAAAUGAUGCGGCGGUUCCCGUUCGAAGCGAAGAUAUCGAUGAUCUGCGAAUCCAGGCAUCAUUGGAAAGGGGACCUGCUGAAAUCAAGAGGGAGUAUGAUCAAAGCGUGCAAAGAUUAGGGGAACGCUUCAAAAAGGGAGAUGAGCUUGCUCACGGCUCUCUUGCCCAUACAUUAUUAAUACUGAACGCUGGUUUGAUGAAACUUAUAGCAUCGUGUCUGUCCAGUGAUGGACAGGGAUACAACUGUGCAGGAACUGUUGAUCGACGGUCUUUACUUUCUCUCUCCGAUUCUGCGGCGGCAGAUGCAAUAACUGCUCUCGAUGAACUCCGACAGCGCCUCAUAAGCGCAUCCACCCCAGCGCCUAAAUCAGCAAUGAUACCUGCGGGACAGAAAGAGAGACAACGCAGUAGAUCGUUGUCCCGACAGAGGUCAGGGAAGAGUAGUAAAGCCGAAGACAAAUGUCGACCCCAAAGCGCUGCGAGACGGCCCACAACGACGACAACCCAAGUCAAAAAGAACGUAGCAGGAUCACCGCCGAAACCAGCUUCGAAUAUAGCGUCCAGCAACCAGGCGUUCAGGGGAAUGUGGAUUCGGUCGAGAAAGGGGUCCUCCAUAUCACUGGCAACAACAGCGGUUACAAGCCAGCACCCAGCACAGCAAGCUCCAAAAAAGCUGCCAAAUAUGAUAAAGCAAUGCGACAUGGAGCAUAAUCAGGGCCACCCGGCUUUUGCACAUCUCCAGCAACACAGGAGAUCCCCAAAUAACGAGGGAGACUUCCAAUUCAGCGGGCGGGACCACCGGGGACAACAGCUACCUUCCUCCAUCCGCACAACGGUCAUAAGUACUGAUAAUAGAAGAACGGCAGCAGCAGCAGCACCUUCUAUUUCAAGAGUGCUUCGGAAGGACAUGCCACCACUCUCCCCUCUUGUGCCCCUGUCACAAAACCUGCAACCACCACGUGGGAGGGCAGGAGCUGGAGGAUGCCCAGCAGUGGCGUCCUCAAUGUCAGUGUCGUCUGGUAGCACAAAGCUGGGUGAGAUACCGAAUCGUGGGCGAUUUUCACACUCCACGUCUCUACAACCUACUUCUUCACAGGCGCGGAAUUACGGGCCCACAGGACCGGUUGUGGAGGUUGGGUAUCAACGGCCUAGCGUUGCGUUCCAUGCUGGAUUGGAGUACUGGAGGAGAUUGGCUGCGGAGGCGAAUGAGCGAGAAGGGGUUAAUGCUCGAAGGGGUGUAGGGGGAAGAAAGUAGGAGGGGCUUUCUUUUAAAAAGCAAUGAUGCCCUUGUGGUACAUUACAUUUUGCCUCUCUCUAUUUGCCUUUGUUUUCCGUCCCCUGUCUCAUUUAUUCUUCUCUUUCUUUCCAUAUCGUCAAUUCGUUUCUGAACCGGAAAUGAAGCGGCCGUUUUCUUUGUUUCUCCUUUUUAUUUAAUUUCUGACGUCUCUCCCUUUUUUUAUUUUUAUUUUUAUAUUUUUUUGUCUGUGCUCUUCUUUUCGUGUGAAUAUCUUUAUGAUGUUGUUUCCAUCCAUUAUUGGCAAACGUCAACCUCUUUCACUCUUCUUUUUCUCUUCUUUUUUUUUUCUCUUUCAACUUUUUACGCUCCUUGACGAAAUGCGCCCUGAAUGACCUUCAAAUCCUCACGUUUUAUCGUAAUGCGUAAUGUCUGCCAUUUCUGUUUGCUGCUCAAUAUUACGUUUUGCACCUCAUGAAUGGUCUUUUUUUUUCAUGGGAGUUUUUAUUUCAUUUGUCCGUCGUGCACUGAGACGGUGUCAGUUUCGGACCUAUGUAUUGACUGAUCUCUUCUUACCAGCAGAUAGGGCAAAUUUUGUAAAUAAAUUCAUAACUAAUCAAACUUUAGGAAGUGAUAUAAAAGGAUGUCAACUGCUUGAAUAUUCCACAGUACUGUACACCCCCGGUCAACCCAGACAACCAGACUUAAUCGGAUAAAGAAAAGAGGAAAUGCCACACUUAAAUGAAACCAUUAAAAGAAAAACGGGGGAAAAAAUAUCACAAUGCCACCAGCGACCCUCUGCC
Messenger RNA from Blastomyces dermatitidis ER-3, 3429 nucleotides. RefSeq lists its product as uncharacterized. The record is from RefSeq and is a predicted model, not a curated record. NCBI's taxonomy places the organism in Eukaryota, Fungi, Ascomycota, Eurotiomycetes, Onygenales, Ajellomycetaceae. The transcript is spliced from 3 exons. The coding region runs from base 1229 to 2647 and encodes 472 amino acids.